Alnus glutinosa is the source of this 1696-nucleotide messenger RNA. Its product is annotated as GRAS family protein RAD1-like. Gene Ontology annotation, cellular component: nucleus. The record is from RefSeq and is a predicted model, not a curated record. The transcript has a single exon. Bases 47 to 1570 code for a protein of 507 amino acids. Gene Ontology annotation, biological process: regulation of DNA-templated transcription. Gene Ontology annotation, molecular function: DNA-binding transcription factor activity; sequence-specific DNA binding. Lineage: Eukaryota; Viridiplantae; Streptophyta; Magnoliopsida; Fagales; Betulaceae.
UCUUAAGCCAGCUCCUGCUUCACCCCCAGCUACUCCACCUACAGAAAUGGCAGCCUUGAAUGGCUGGAAUGAGAGUUUCAACCAUGAUCUUGCCAUCCGAAGGUUUUGUCCUGCGCGAGUGGAGCAAGAGCAAGGAGAGUGGGAGUGGGAUGAGAAGAAACUACCGAUCAAUGAGUUUGAUGAUCUAUCUUCUCCCUCUGAUGCAACUACACUGCCUUGCUUGCCUGCUUCGGAGGUGGAUGAGUUUGUUGAUAGCUUCAUUAAUAUGGAUCAUUGCGACAAAGACGAGAUUGAAACCUUUUCCGUGGUGAAUGAUGUUUACGGCGAUGUUCCAAUGAUGAUGAUGAUGGAAGAAGAUGAAUUGGAAAUGAGCCAUGAAAUGGUGCCCGGUGUGGAGGAGAUGAGCCGUGGCGUGGAUCAAGGGCUUCACUUGGUGCACAUGUUGUUGGCUUGUGCCGAGGCUGUGGGGUGCAGGGACACCCAACUCGCAGACUCCAUUCUCGCCCAAAUCUGGGCUUCAGCUACUCCUUUCGGCGAUUCACUGCAACGAGUCUCCUAUUGCUUUGCGGCCGGAUUGAAGUCCAGGCUAUCGCUUUUCCAGAAUGUUAAUGCAAACGGAACAUUCACAGACGGUGCUAUUGGUAAUAAGUCGUUGGUGACAAGGGAGGAGGAAUUGGAAGCCUUUCGGCUCCUUCACCAAACAACUCCUUACAUUGCUUUCGGUUUCAUGGCUGCAAAUGAAGCUAUAUGUGAAGCUGCACAAGGGAAGGAGUCCUUACACAUCAUUGAUCUGGGAAUGGAGCAUACUCUUCAAUGGCCUUCUUUGAUAAGAGCCCUUGGAUCAAGGCCUGAGGGCCCUCCAAGGCUCCGAAUCACAGGUUUUGUCAGUGGUCACAAUGUCUUGGGGCUUGAGGGCAGCAUGAAAGAGCUUGUGGAAGAUGCUACCUCGCUAGGCAUAACACUAGAGCCCGUCAUGAUAUCAGAUCCAGUAACACCAUCACUUUUAACCAGAGAGAAGCUGAACUUGAGAGAAGGGGAAGCACUAUUUGUGAAUAGCAUCAUGCACUUGCACAAGUAUGUCAAAGAGAGUAGAGGGUCUCUAAAACCUAUCCUUCAAGCAAUCAAGAAGUUAUGCCCGACUGCGCUUACUGUUGUGGAGCAAGAUGCUAACCACAAUGGACCCUUCUUUCUUGGGAGAUUACUUGAAUCUCUACACUACUAUUCCGCCAUUUUCGAUUCCCUUGAGGUCAGCCUCCCGCGAAAUAGUGUCCAGAGGAUGAAGAUAGAGAGGCUUCACUUUGCAGAGGAAAUUCGGAACAUUGUUGCUUAUGAAGGCUGUGAUAGGAUUGAGAGGCACGAGAGGGUAGAUCAAUGGCGAAGACAGUUAGGCCGAGCCGGGUUUCAGGUAAUGGGAUUGAAGUGCAUGAGUCAAGCCAGGAUGAUGAUAUCAGUUUAUGGGUGUGAUGGCUAUACUCUGGCUAGUGAGAAGGGUUGCCUUCUCCUUGGAUGGAAAGGGAGACCCAUAAUGCUGGCAUCAGCAUGGCAAGUUCCCAAUGUUUUGUCCUCCUAGUCUCUUGCCCCUUGGAAGAUAUCGUUUUUAAUCAAUAGUUGAAUAGCAUUAGGAGGAAAUAUUAAGGUGUCGAGUAUUUGUGAUGGUAAGAAAAUUUAUUGUCCUAAGGACCUUUUAUAAGAGAAA